GUGACGCCACCUACCGGCAACUGUGGCCUUGGCUUCAUUUUUGAAGAUGAUGUCUGUGUGGAAGGGGUAACAUCGUCAACACCUCCUACCACUCUGGAUGUCCCUCUCAACGUAUCGGCGUCGUCCAACUCGGCAGUCUUGGCGUGGAAGAGCCUAAGGACGCCCAGGACGCCGUAUGUGACUGGACUGCAGAUAGAAUACAGGGAAGAGGAGGUAGAGGAUAUGAUACUCUGGAACCAGACUGACCCUCUGGACCCAAGCGUCACCAGCCACGAGCUGACCAGGCUACAAGCGGCCCGGGGCUACAGGGCCAGACUGGUCAUCUUAACCAAUAUUGUGGACAACAAUCGUGUACGACUGACUCCGAUCAGAUUUGAAACAAAGCCGUUUAAGAGCAUCACUGUGAGAAUUAACCUCCAAUUGCAAGAAGUUGGCGUUGGUGUCACUACCGUCGUCAUCAGAUGGGUAAAGUUGGCGGAUUCCAUUUUGGAGAACCUCGUUGCUAUGGAGGUGCGGUACAUGCGCAGCGGUGCAGCUGCACUGGCCAACCCAGGUUCGGGGCCAGGAGUACAGGUGGUGCGUCUUAACCCCUCAAAGACUUCCGUCACUAUUUCGGAGUUGUCGCAGUCCACGGCCUACAUGGCGCAGAUCAUUCUCUUCUUCAGCAACAACACUCUGGCGGAAACGGCGUCCAUACACUUCGUCACUAUGGCCGCAGUUAAGUCGGAGAACUUGCUCGUGCCUUUGGUGGUAUCUGCAGUGGUUGUCGUCUGUGCUGUCGCCAUCGUGAUGAUCACGUGUUGCCUCUGGAGACGGAACAGACAACGAGAGGCGCGGGAAACGGCAUUUGAGAACAAAACGUUUGGCCUUCACAUUGAGACAGAUGGACGAACGCUAAGUGCAAGACCUUAAUCGUUGUGUCGUGUUUCUUCAUCCUAUGUGAUGUCCUCAGGAACAUGGACCAUGUACAGUUCCACGGAUCACUAUUGCAGUGGAAUUAAGAGUCUUUUUGGAGAGUAAACCUAAUCAAACUACCGUCCACAAACUGUAUCUAAAUCCGGAAUUGUUCCAGGUUGAGAGGGUGUUCAUUGACAAGUGUAGCUAUGACAAUGUGGUAAGAGGUGGCAGUGUCCUGUGAUCUACUGGCAACAGUUGUGUUCCUUCAAAUGAAGACUGACGUGACAGCGAUAAGACAAAGUGUUUCUACUAUUGCUCGUGAGU
Haliotis rubra (blacklip abalone) is the source of this 1221-nucleotide messenger RNA. RefSeq lists its product as uncharacterized. Lineage: Eukaryota; Metazoa; Mollusca; Gastropoda; Lepetellida; Haliotidae. The coding region runs from base 223 to 912 and encodes 229 amino acids. The transcript is spliced from 5 exons. The record is from RefSeq and is a predicted model, not a curated record.